AUGAUUGAGAAGAAGGGAAGAAGAAUAGUAAUACUGGUGCCAUAUCCAGCACAAGGACACCUAAGUCCCAUGCAGAAGGUGGCGUCGGCGUUUGUGGGGAUGGGAUUGGAGGCGGUGAUAGUUGUCCCGCAGCACAUUAAAAGGUGGCCUGAUGAGGAGACGGUGAGGUGGGUGGCGGUGGAAGAUGGGCUGAGUGUGGGAGGGGGUGCGGCGCCGGAUUUCUUCGAGAUAGAGUGGGCAAUGGAGAAGUGGAUGCCAAGUGAGGUGGAGAAGGUGGUGAUGGGUGAGAAGGUGAAGGGAGAGGUGAUAUGUGUGGUGGUUGACCUGUUGGCCUCCUGGGCCAUAGAGGUAGCCUCCACCUGCGGGAUCCCCUGUGCCGGCUUCUGGCCCGCCAUGUUCGCCUCUUACCGCUUGAUCUCCUCCAUUCCUCACUUGCUCCAAGCUGGCCUCAUUUCUCACACAGGGCUUCCGAAAGAGGAAGGGAAAAAUGGGAUUGUAAGUGAGGCGCCGAUAAUUUCAACGGAGGAUCUACCUUGGCUGAUUGGAACAGUAGCAGCAAAGAAAGCUAGAUUCAAAUUCUGGAGGAGAAGUAUGGAGAGAUCAAGGAAGCUGAAGUGGUUGCUGGUGAACUCGUUUGCGGAUGAAAGAAGAGUGGGUAGUGAUUCAGAUUUAUCAUCAGAUCCAAGGGUGUAUCCCAUAAGCGCUAUUAUAAUAAAUAGCGGGGGCCCGGGGAGGCAUAGGAGGACGAUUAGCUUGUGGGAAGAAGACAGGAGCUGCAUGGAGUGGCUUGAAAGGCAGGAAGCAAGGUCGGUUGUAUACGUGUCAUUCGGAAGCUGGGUGAGUCCGAUAGGGGAGGCAAGGGUGAGGAGCCUCGCACUCGCACUGGAGGCUACAGGGAGGCCAUUCCUUUGGGUGCUGAGGUCCACUUCAGGGUGGCGUGAGGGCUUGCCAGCUGGCUUUGUGGAGAGGACCAGUGGCAGAAGCCGGGUUGUGUGUUGGGCCCCCCAGACGGAGAUCCUGCAGCACCGCUCUGUGGGAUGCUACCUCACUCACUGCGGCUGGAACUCCACCUUGGAGGCUUUGCAGUUCCGAGUGAGACUGCUCUGCUACCCUCUGGCGGGCGACCAGUUCUUGAACUGCGCCUACAUCGUGCAGGUUUGGAGAGUGGGUGUGAGACUGAAUGGGUUUGGAGAGAGGGAUGUGGAUGAAGGAGUGGGCAGGGUGAUGCAGGAUGAGCACAUGGAUGCCCGCUUGGCCUCUCUACACCAAGCUGCUAUCAUUGCCGCUGGGCCUCCCCUCUUGAACCACUUUCUCCAACAAAUACACCCUUCCAUUUCCAUACACUAGCCGCUUCCCAGGCCUCUCAUUCUCUACUAUUAACUACUCACCAUCUUCUUCAUUCCUCCUUUCUAUAUAUAUGCACAACACUAUCAAAAAUGUCAGCUAUAUAUCAUUUCUGCUCAAUUAUUUUGGCCUA
Molecule: messenger RNA, 1477 nt
Organism: Arachis stenosperma
Lineage: Eukaryota; Viridiplantae; Streptophyta; Magnoliopsida; Fabales; Fabaceae
Product: UDP-glycosyltransferase 82A1
Exons: 2
Coding region: 1-1347 (448 amino acids)
Molecular function (GO): UDP-glycosyltransferase activity
Source: RefSeq, a predicted model, not a curated record